Molecule: messenger RNA, 2733 nt
Organism: Anneissia japonica
Lineage: Eukaryota; Metazoa; Echinodermata; Crinoidea; Comatulida; Comatulidae
Product: neural cell adhesion molecule 1-like
Exons: 13
Coding region: 198-1994 (598 amino acids)
Source: RefSeq, a predicted model, not a curated record
GUCACUACACUGUGUCAAAUAGGAAAUGAACAAAAUAAAGAACACGCACGGGACUCGUCAAGUGCGAUGAGGCGUAACGAUUACGUUCGUCGGUGCAUUCGAAGCCUAGAUGUUGCGGAGUUUAGUAUUGAGUUGAUAUUGUUCGUAGGAACCAAGGGAAUUAUACAUGCUGCCGAUCCUAAGCUGUGUACGUUGCCAUGAAGAUUAGCGACGGAUUUCACGUGAUGUUUUUGCUGACGAUACAUGCCAUAUUUUACGGAGCCUGCAGAACACUAAUAUAUGGUUCAACAGACUUUCCGUGCGAAGAGGAUGAUAACUGUUUGUCAAACCUUCCUGUCAGCAUUUCAACAUCACAGAAAAUAACCUCAACUGAUGUGGGUGACGAUUCAACACCUAAUUCAAAUAUCAAUGAAUCGCUGAACCAAUCUGAUAGAGAGAUAUUUUUCCAUUCGAACUCAACAAUCAGACUAGACUGUCCACGGCUGGGUCCUAACCACGAGCGAUUCAGUGGCAAAUACAGAUGGACAAAAAUUAAACCAAACGUUGAAAUUGUAGUGCUCAGUGAAGGAGCUGAACUACUUCGACGGACUCACCUGCAAUUAACAGAAAACAAAACACAUUAUGUGGUUACCAUUCGAAAUGCAAAAGUCAAAGAUGUGGGAUCAUAUCAAUGUACGAUAGGCGACUCGAUCAUUAUUCAGACUAUACAUGUUUAUAUGAUAAAAGAGCCUGUGAUUACAAGUAUAGAACCAUUAUCUAAACCACACUUGCACUCUAGCAAUCCGAACGUUAGACUGUUUAACCUCAGUACACAAAUGAUAUUGGUCUGUUUUGUGGAGGGAUAUCCCCCGCCGGACGUUACGUGGUCUCGUCCAGGCGGUCAGCCUCUUCCGGUUGAAAGCCAGCUGAUACCCGACAAAGAAUUUUCAACGUUUAUCAUAGCGAAUAUACAAUUAGAGCAUGCCGGGAUAUAUGUGUGUUUUGCAAACGAUUCUUUAGAUCAGGUGGUUAAAAAGGAGAUCGAGGUCAUAGUUCAAUUCAGGCCGUCAGCUACUUCUUCGAAAAGUCUCUUGAGAAAAAGUUUAAACGACGAAUAUGUUACACUAGAGUGCAAGGUGAACGCAAUCCCCAAUGCUACAUUUGAGUGGUUGAAGGACGGCGCUCCUAUAGACAGAUCGCGGGACAAAAAGCAAAUCAGGUUCCCGGUGUAUUGCGAGGAUGACGGCCUCAUGAAGUUCGUUCUGAAAAUCGUAAAGCCAAGAGAUUAUGGAAACUACACGUGCUUAGCUACGAAUCGACUUGGCAAUGACAGUUCCUUUAUUAUAUUAUCAGCAAGACCAGUUGCACCAAUCAUUAUCAGUGAUCCAAUAGGCUUGAUGAUGUAUAAGUACAUACUACAGUGGCAUGUGAACACCACGUUUAGAUUACCGCCAGUCACUAUGUUCAAAAUACAAUAUAAAUUAGAUGCAGAAAUAGUGGAACAGAAUACAAAUAAGUCAGAUAAAGACUCCGAAUGGAAAUAUAUCGAAUACAACGUACCAAGAAAAGAAGAUCCGCAGGAAAAUGAUACUUUUAACGUUACCUUAAUAAACCUAAGAAAGAACUCAACGUAUUUCGUAUAUAUUGAAGCAAUCAAUGCUAUCAAACCCUCAGAGAGAGGAGACGCUGCGUUCUUCCAAUUCAAAACAUCAGAGUUUAAUCGCCCAAGAACGACUACAACCUCAAUAGUAGAAACAACAAACUUCACGCGAGUAUCGAAUAGAGAAAUCACAAAAACAACUCCAGGAGCUGUACCAUCUAAUAAGUUUUCAACAGAUUUGCGUAAUAAAACUAGAAAGCCAUCAACGUUCGAUGCACCAACAAAUCCAAGUCCAGAAACUGUGUGGAUGACACCCGUGGUAUAUACAAGUAAUAAUGACGCUAGACACAUCGUAUUAUCAUCGUCCAUCGCUGUUCUCGUUGGCGUCGUCAUAUGCAAGCUAAUUCUUUUAUGAAGCCCGUGAAGUCAUGUCAAUACCUGUACCUUUGUACAUAAUUCAAAGAAUUCUAUACAAAGUUAUUUCAAUUACCUAUGAGAUACCAAUGACGUGUACAUUAUUGUGAAUAUUAUCGAGUUCGAAUUUGAUGCAAGUGUUUGAAUGUUUCAACUGAAAAUGCCAAGCAAUUAUGUUAUUUCAUAAUCACAGUGUUGUAAGCCAUCCCUCUUAAUAUUACUGAAAGCAAAACUUAUCUCCGUAAACAACUCUACUCAACAUCACAAUGACACCAAAAGGCUUUCAUCAAUUUUGUUUGGCAGUGGCAUUGUUUCAAAUAGUAUCCAUAGCAACAAUGACGAUCAUGUCAUAUUAUUAGUAUGUAAGAUUCCCAAGUGAAGUUGAUAAAUUCAAAACAGUGGAGACGAGAAUAUUGUUUAGCCCAGAAGAUAAAUCCAAUACACAACAAAGCAGCAAGAUUAUUGAUAACCCUGUUUAUUUCGUGAGGUUCUUAAUGCUAUUUUGGUUGUUUGUGAUGUUAACGGGUCGAAAACUAUGAGGCGCCAAGUGUAAAUUUAUUAUUUAACACAAUUAUUUAUAUAUAAUCCAUUAUUUAACAUAUACUUAAAUAGAUCGCUCAUUAUCUAUAUAUAAUACAUUUACGUCUAAAAGAUUAUAUGUAAAUAAUUGCGUUAACGUUUUCAUUAUGUAUAUAUAAUUAGUGUAUUUAUAUCAUUAUAUAUAAAUAAUGAAAAGGUAA